GGAGGGAAUAAUAUAUGUCCGAGUAUUAAUGAUCAAAAUUAUAUCGAAUAUCUCGAUCCAAUAAUAUAUAAAAACACCAUAGAAAGAGACCUUGCCAAAAACGGUCCAAAUGCCACCAAACUCCAAAAGUAGUGAAGAGUCUGAAGGCUAGUUUAGACUUGUAUAGAGUACAUAAAUAAAUGGAAAUAUUUCCAUUUAAUUUUUUUUUUCCUGUCAAAAAAUAAAUAAAUAAAUGGAAAUAUUGCAGAACUUCUGAUGUCAGCGUCAUCCGUCAACUGAAUACUACGGAGUAUACUCUAAUUUUGACGCUUUGUCUUUCUCUCCACCUUCACAACUAUGUCAACGACCGAAGUCACCAUCACCCUUGGCCGCUCUCGUAAGGUUGUAAAGAGGAAAAGGUCGGAUUUUACUCAAUCUCUUCCUUGCCAUUCCAAAAGACUUCGAAUUAUUGUUAAAGAGAAUGUGGAUUAUGAUGGUUUUCACCUCGAAAGAAAUGAUCUCCAUCACAAAUUGAUUCGGAGGAGGCUAUCCAGUAGAAAUCAUACCACAGCUCGUGGUAAUAAGCAGAGGAGAAAAUUAACAGGAAAAUUAUCUGGUGCAUCUGCAAGGUCAGCCAUAAGCUAUAAUGAGCUGCUGCGUGGCCUUCAUCAAUCUCAAAGAGAUGGGCAUAUACAGAGAGAUCCUUAUAGAGAAGCUACUAGAGCCUUAGCUUACAUGGGCUCAUUGGAACAUCCUUCAACUGUGACUAGAGAUGAUUUAAGACGAAGAUCCCCUACAAGACCUGCGUAUAAUUCUGGCUGUUUGUUGCCACCAACUCAUACAACAGAAUUACAAAAAGUAACAUCUAUAAGAUCAAGUCAACAUGCUUAUAGCCAUAUGUUUCCUGGACCACCUAGAUCAACUGUACCAGUGCAGACGGGGGCAUUAUUGGAUCUGGAAAGGGCAAGACCUAUGGCUCUAAUUCCUUCACCAAGUGGGUUCCUGCCUAGAAGUAUGUCCAUGGUUGAGGCACCUGUUACUGUUGCAGGGUUGUUGAAUUCCCUUGGUUUGGGGAAAUAUGCUAUCCAUUUUCGGGCUGAGGAGGUAGAUAUGUCAGCGUUGAAGCUGAUGAAUGAAAAAGACCUGAAAGAUCUGGGAAUUCUGAUGGACCAAGGAAGAAAAUCCUACAGGCUCUCUCAGCUUAACUUAGGAGGCAACUGCCCAGGCAACUUUAGUCGGCUGAAUUUGCCUAUACAUAGAUGUUAUGCCAUCACUUGUCUUUCAAGCAUCCCAAUAUUUUUUGAGACUCGCAACCUUGAAUUCAUCAGCCCCGCUUGUGUUGUGUCUUUUGUUACUUGACAUCAGUGGCGGACCUGGGCUUGUGCCUGGUGGGUCAAGUGACUCACCAGGGCCCAAAAAAUAUUUUAAGUUCUGAGUUAGCCCUAGCCCACUUCGCCAGACGCCAGUUCGCCUCUUCCUCUUCGCAAGUUCGCAUCUUCCAUUCUUCCUCUUCGCCUGAAUCGCCUCUUCCUCAGUUCCUCUUCGCUAGUUCGCUUCGUCUUCCUCUUCGCAUAAUUUCAGUGCUCUUCGGUAGCUUGCUCACGCCUCCAGUGCUGGCUGUGCUGCUGGCCUGCUGGCUGCUGCUCGCCUGCUACCUAGCUCCACUGCUCCAGUCCUCUGUGCUCACCGCUCUUCGCUUCGUCGCUUCUUCUAAAGUCUAAUCUCCUAUUCUCAUUUUGCUAAUUACACAACUACACUGUAAAUGCAUGGAACAUCCAUUAUCAGUUGGCAAUACUUCAAUUAUUCACGACAGCAAGGAGAUAUUGUGUCCACAAUAAAGUCGGUAAUAAUAACAAAAGUCUGUUCAUCUCGUAUCUUCCUCAAGUGAAUACCCCAUAAUAUAGCCUCUGUCUAUAUAUGGAAUGUUUAUAUUUCUCCCUUAGUUCUUCAAGUUUCUAUUUAUAGUGGCUACAAAGUAUACCCUCUUUAUCUGUAUACCUUACUGCAUUUAACUCCAAGAGUGUUCAUAGAAACAAUGUUGAAUUGGGUUACAAAUUUCUGGCAUACUCUGUUAUUCUACCCUUUCUUGGUCCCUUUUGGAUUCUUCGUAAUUUUUUUGUACAAUGUUCUGU
Messenger RNA from Chenopodium quinoa (quinoa), 2111 nucleotides. RefSeq lists its product as uncharacterized. The record is from RefSeq and is a predicted model, not a curated record. Lineage: Eukaryota; Viridiplantae; Streptophyta; Magnoliopsida; Caryophyllales; Amaranthaceae. Bases 337 to 1338 code for a protein of 333 amino acids. The transcript has 10 exons. Gene Ontology annotation, molecular function: protein binding.